AUGCCUGCUCCUGUGUCACAUAAUGCUUUUGUUUUAUUUUAGUGAAUUGUGAUGCAGAAGAGAGGAAAUGAGGCCCCACAGAGCCCUACAUCAGCAUCCACAGUGCUAAAAUCUUGUACAGAACAAGAAUAAUAGUGUUAGGUCCUAAAAAGCUUUCAUUCUAAGUAGGUUCAAGCAGCAGCAGAUGCCAGGGAAGUAACCCAAAAAAGAGGAGAGGUAAUAUCACUCAGAGCACGGGAAGGCAUGCUUCUGCACCCAUUCUAGCAUGGGAUCUCAAAGGAGAGAGCUGGUAUUUGGUACAGAAUUGUAAGAAAAAAAAAAUCCUGCUCCUGCUUGUACUGAAAUAUCCCCAACAUUCACACUGUCAAACCUUUGCCAGAGUAAACUACUUUUUGAAAAGAAAACCAGUUUCUCCUGGAAUCACAAAAUUCUAAGACACAGUAUUAACACAUGAACUGGCUACCAUGAUUUCAUGUUUACUUUAGAAGUGACACCUUAAAAAGUCAGGUACCAGAAAAAGCAGGUCACAGCCACAACAAGGGAUUCAUAUAGAAAAAAAAAAUACAAGUCAAUUUAGUGGCAUGUGGUACAGCAGAAAAUAACAUUUGGUCUUUGAAACUUCCUGUACCUCAGGGUGUUGACUGCAGCAACCAAAAGGCUUAAACCUCUUUUUGCUGAAGGAGGAAGCAAAAAGCAUUACUUGUCUUAUGGCCAGGGAAGAGAAGGCCAAGCAUAUUUUUGAUUGCCUGGCUGACCUACUUUUUGUAAUGCAGAUGAUUGCUCGCUGCUCAUAAACUUCACCUGUCUUGAAGAGAAGUACUGUUACCAGAAUAGAGCUUAUAAGGUUGGAGGAACUUGGGAGAUGCCUGCUUGAUUGUGGGUGAGAAAGGUAGAUUAGCUUAUAAAUUAGAAAAACAGGUAAAAGAGCUUACAUGUUAACCCUAGAGUUAACCAGGAGCCUGAGUCAGCAAACAGUUCUCUGUUAUGGCUCAGUCCAAACUCAGAAAGGCAUUAGCCCUGAAGUUAUCACUGCUUGGAGAUAGCAAUGACCAGGAAGGGUAUUUCAGUUUAAGUGGAAGUGACCUUUCAGAGGGAGGUUUGCUGUUUUGAAUGAUAUGGCAGAACAUGAAACACACAAUGUCUUUUAAUGUGUGCCUGAAAACUUUGGCAAAUUUAGAGGGACUAUAAUACUCUUCAUCUGAUCAGCUAACACAGAUGGAUAAAUAAAUGAGUUUUAGGGUAACCAAAUUCUCUUUUUUCCCCAGGUAAGCAAGUAUAUUCCCACAAGUAUGCUAACCCUGGUCUGGCCUUGGUAGGAAUCAGGAUGGAUAAUACAGCUUUUAAUGUGUUUUGCCUCUGCAGCUGAGCUGCACUUUCAAUGCUGUACUGUGCUGCACUGUGUCAAAGGACACAGCUCUAGUUGAAGAAGUGAUGAUCAUGCAAAAUGUUACUUGAGAAUGCCAGGUGUCUUACAUUUUAUGGGAUAGUGGAGUGGUGAAAAAGAGCUUUUCAUCUCAUGGGUUUGAAGAGUUGUUUCUCACUGACACUGGCCCAAAGUCUAUAAACACUCAUUCCUGGGGUAACCACAUGAGGAUUUUCCAGAGCAAAGGCCACUAAAACACUGUCUGCAGUGCUUGGGGAAAGCUUCAGAAUAGAAACUAGGAUGGAACCUGACACUCAGUCUGUUUUAGUAACAGUGUCUCAAGCUGAGAAGUAAAAUGCAUGCAGUUAAUAAAUUUAAAUAUACUGCUAUUUUUUUUCUUGCUUUUAGUUCUGAGAACAAAGGAUGAGUUCAUGGUGAGGAGUGAUCUCAAAACACUGACGUAUAGACUACAAACUUUGGUUUAAAAAUUUCUGUUAAUCAACAGAACAAUCUGUAAAUUCAACAGUGUAAAAAUCAACCUUGUUCACCUCUCCUUCACAUCCCUUCAGCCCACUUCCUGGUUUAGCUUCUACUCAUUCAGCUGCUACUCUGCUUUGAGGUACUAAAUUAACUUUGAGCUAUUGUGCAAGAAAGAAGGAAGUAGGCAGGCUCCCCUGCGGUGUGACAGUGGGAAAGGUCUGAAAAGACAUAAACGUGCAACUUCUGCUGGUUUCAAGACAGACUUUUUCUUCAUAUUAUGUAUUAAAUAUUUAAGAUGGUUAGUUGGUAGGUACACAUUAUCUUCAAUGACAUGAAACUGUACAGCUUGUACAAUCUGGCCCUGAGACUGUCAGCACUGAAAAAUCUCAUUGUGACAGAGCUGCAAUAGUCAGAAGAUGCAUUUCCUUUUCCCCAGUUGACUCUCAGAAGUCUGAUCUUUGGUAAAUGUCAAGUGGGGGUUUAAUUCUGAGUUUCCUGGCUCUCACGUACCUUCUAUUUUAACCAGCUUCAGACAUGACUGCUGGUAUAGUUUUAUCAUCUGCUAACAAUAAGAUGCUGAUAAAAGGGAGCGUAGUACACACUUAGAGACUUGCUCUAGAUACUACAGGCAAACUUUAUCUUUUUGCUGAUAAAGCAGUUCAUAAGGGAUAAAGAUUAAAAUGUGUAGACUACAAUGGUGGGGCUGCUAGCACUGGAGAACCUCCUCGUUCUGGUGAGGGAGAGGAGGGAAAUGAAGUUCAAAGAUUUGGCUGUCCACCCAGUAUGACAAAUAGAAACUGAUAAGCUGUGUAUGUUUGUUAAUAAGCACUAAAGCUUCCUUGGCAGUUCCAUUUGCUGGAGCUCCUUGUUUUUCCAGGAUCCAGUGGUGUUCCCCACUGCCAGAGCUUUUCUAGUGGCAGACUUGGCAUGAUCCAGUGGGGUGAAAUCACAGAGAUGGCUGUUUUCUGGAUGCUGUAAUAUUGCAUGUGCUCCCAGAGCUAAAUAAAGCAGAUCUGCUGAUGUUUUGCAUUCCAUAGCUCAGCUCCAGCUCCAAUUCCUGCAAGGAAAUGAAGGGCUGAGGUGCUGCCUUCCAGGUCACAGAACUCCUCGAGAGGGAUGGGUAGUUCUUGGGGACAGAUAUGAUUGGCAAGAGGUGGUCUAGCACUAGAGCCGAGUCCAGGGUUAGCUACAGCUCAGGAUGUAGCUAGAUUUGCAUCUUCACUUGUGCAAUGACCCCAGAUGCCCGGGCCUGGCUCGAGAGUCACUGUAAGGGCGAGGCAGAAUCAUUGCUGUUCCUGAAACACAGAUCCAAAGGCUCUCCCUGUGGAGACCUUUCCCAGCUCGAGCCAGCUCACCUGCGAGAAAAACAAAACCCUCUUGGCUGCAAAUUGAUUUUCCUCCUUUUAGUGACUUCCUCCUAAACAUAUCCAUUUGCCCUCAGUAACUCUGAAGUCCAAAAGCUCUCGGAAAAAAACUCCCAGCUCCUUGCCAGUGUGUCUCACGGGAUGCGUGCCGAGGAGCCCAGCCGGCUCUCCCCUGGCAGCAUUUUCCCGGCAGCUUUCCCGUCCGGACGGUGGCAGGGCGGCUCCUUGCCCUCUGCCCUGGAUGUCUGGCUGUGCCGUGCACAGGCUGCUCUCUGGAGAAUCCACAGGCGCCCGCCACACUCCCCGCAGCCCCGGUGAAGAGUCAGGAUGUCUGUGUCGGUGCCCCGUCCAUGUCCUCGCCAGCACGCCUGUUGUGCCUGUGGCAGCACACACCGAUGGUGCCGAAGCGAUGGGGCGCCCCAAACUUGAGUGUGGUUUGUAUCCCGCUGCUCAGCAGGGCUUGCGAAGCUUCCACUCCGCCGCCUGCUGAAACUCCUCGGCGCACAUCUCCUCCACGAGUUCCGUAAGCCCUCGGAGGAAGGCUGGCAGCUUAUGUGGGCGUCGUGUGGGUUUUUUCUCAGCCCGCGCUGUGAUGUUUGAACGCUGCAGCCCCACACUCAGCCCCGCUCAGGGCUCCCGCAGGCUGCUCCUUUGCAAGGCAGCGGUGUACAGCGACCGAGCGCCGUGCCAGGCACGGGACAGCGCCAAAAUCUCUCCCCUCUGAAUCCAGAGAGAUAAACCCGAGCUGAACGUGUUUUGAGGAAAACCUGGCUGGAAACAUUUUGAAAUCCACCCGCCCCCUUGCCAGCCGCAGCCCCGCGGGGCGGGCCGGGCCCUGCGCAGCCGCUCUGGCCGGCUCAGGGCGGUAUCGCUGCCGCCGCUGCCCGGCUCCGUUCCAGCGCUGCCCCUCCUAGCGCCGUGCUCGGGGCCCUCCGGUCACGCCUGCCCGCAGCCCAGAGGCUUCUGCCCGCUUCCCUUCUCCCUUUGGCGGCCUCGGGGCGGGAGGGCCCUCGCUGGGCCCGGCAGCGGCGUGGAGGGCCCGAGGCCCGGCUGUGCGAGUGCGGCCCGGCCCGGGGCAGCCCUGCCGCGCUUUUCACUUUCCCCGUCUUUCCACUCCCUCCUCCGCCGAGCUCUGGCUGCUCGUGGGCUGCUGCAGCGCUGUUUCCCCUCGGGAGCUGGAAAAGGGGAAGGAAACGAGGCUGGGAGGAAGAGAAACCCCCUCACCUGCUGAGCCCGGCAGCUGCAGUCUGGCCUUGACAAACCAUGAAGGAAGAAUGAGGGGGAAUCCUGAAGCAGCAGCAGCAGUCUGUUUGCUCCUGGACUUUGCCCAAAGGGACUGUUUGCACAUCAGUGCUCUCUCUUACCAGUGGGACCAUGGAAGGAAAGGAGAUGUCUCUGAGUCACACCUCAGAGAGCAGCAUAUUGGACCUCCCCUCUGUUUCUGACCUAGCAGAGCACUUUCUGCCUCCACACAGCUCUGAAAACAGCGAGGAGCUUUAUCCUUCUGGGGAUGUUUUUCCCUCUCCACCCACAGGUGCCAGUGCAGCUCCAGUGGAAAAAGACCAUACCGAGGAAAUGGUAACCCGGUGCAUAGUGGAGGUCCUGUCCAACGCUCUGUCUAAGCCCAAUGCACCCCCCAUUAAUCCUGAAUGCAAAGAAAUCCUGAAGAAGAGUGAUAAAGAUGACAGAGAGAGGAGUGAAAACAUACAGCCUGAAGUGAGGCACCCCAAAGACCCAGCAGAGACCGAAAAACAUCCUGCUGGGAGCGUGGAGAAAGAGCAAAGGCAGGCAGAAGAGGAAUCCAAAACGUACAUGGAAGGAGGUGAUGAGGAGAAACUCACUCGUGAGGAAGGUAAAAGCAAGGAAGAGGAGGCUGGGCACCACACACCUGCUCAGGACGAGACACUUCACACGGAAGAAAAGAAGCACUACCAGGAAAUUGGGAGAGAGGAGGGGAGGAAUUACCACAGUGAAGAGGAGAGCAAAGAGGGCAAGUGUUGUGAAGAUGUAGAGGCUGCUGUUCUCACCAAGAAGUCCCACUCCGAGGGCAUGAGCAUGGAUGAGCUCCGUGGUGGGAAUGAUCAGAGCCCCAGGGGCCACUGGCACCUGGAGGAGGGAGUGCAGAGCCCUUACAAACAAAUUCGGGAAGGUGAAGAGGGAGAGGAAGAAAGGAGUGAGAAAUACCACCAUGAGUCUCAGGAACGUGGUUUCUCUCACCAGCAGGAGCGUGAAGAAUCUGAGGAGAGUGAAGAAAGAGAGGAGAGAAAGGAACCCUACAAACCCAAAGGUUAUCAUGGGAAGCACAGGGCGGGUGACUCCUAUGAAGAGAAGAGGGGCCGUGGUGGUGAGAGGGGGGAACCAGCGGGGGGAUCACACCCAGGGGAGGCCAAUCUCUGGGAGCAGUGGAAGCACCGUCAGAAACAUCAGGAAGAGUCUGAGGAGAAGGGUGGCUCUGCUGGGAGGCGUGGGCCUGAGGAGCUGCAGGAGGAGAGGCCUGCAGGGCAGGGCAGUGAGGAGCACAGGGACAGCUGGCAGCAGAGCCAGGAGAGCAGGGAAGAGGAAAACAAGAGGCAUCACCACAGUGAGGAGAGCGAAGAGAAGUGGCGUGAGGAGAGGAGACACCACGACGGAUCACGCCGUUCCGAGGGGAGGAUGUACCUUGCUGAUGAAAACGAGGAGGGGCUGGACAGGAUUCUCAGCAAGGAGAAGCAGCGUCGUGUCGGAGGGAGACCGCGCCUCCGGAGCAGGGAAGAGGAAGGGUCACAGAAGACCCAUGCUCGGGAGCACCAGGGGCAGGCCAGGAGGCACUACAGCACUGAGGACAGCCUGGAGGAGGAGGAGGUGGUGGAAAAGAAGCAUCACAGCAGUGACCAGGUGGAAAAUGAAGAGGAGGAAAGAUUUGCAGAGAGGGAAGAAUACAGAGGCCAUCUCCCUGCAGAGAAAGAGAAGAGAACUGCAGCAUCCUACAGGCCUUUCUACCCUCUGCUGUGGUGGAAAAGCCGGCACUUGGACAAAAGGGACGGUGCAGGGGAGCAGCUUCUGGAGGGCAGGGAGGAAGGCAGGCCCACCCUGAGUGAGAAGAGCCUUUUCCCUGAGUACAAUGACUACGAGUGGUGGUCAGAAAAGCAGAUCCAGAGUGCUCUGAACCAAAGGCGCACCGAGAAGAGGAAUCCUGGCAAAACAAACGGAUACGGUGUGGAAAGGCAGUACAACAAGAUGGAUCAACUUGCACAGCUCCUGAACUACAGGAAGAAGUCAGCUGAACUCCCAGAGCUGUACAGCUCUGGAGAAGACCUGAAGAAACGUCACGUAGCUGGGAACGACAGAAGGAGCCGAAGCCAGAGGCCCCUGACGGAAGAGGAGGAAAAGCAGCUGGAAAACUUGGCCACCAUGGAUCUGGAGCUGCAGAACAUAGCAGAGAAGAUCAACAGCCUCAGGAGAGGCUGAAGGUGUCCUCGUGCUGCCCGUGUUCUGUGGUAAAUUCACUGCCACUGGAUUGUUGUUUGCCCUAAACCCAGGAAAUUCUAUUCACUGUCCACUCUCGUGUAGUGAUUUACACAGCUGAAAGUGUCUUUAAUUUGCUGUUAUGCUCCUGAGACCUGAAUGGCAUGAAUUUUAGUAAUAUAACCUUUCAUGUGGGCAGGUAUUUUUAAUAUGCUUUUGGAGAUAAUUGUGUUAGUGUUCUUCAGGAAUAUAUUUGUCUGAGUUUGCAAUAAUAAAAACCAUUGAUCUUGGACCAAA
This is a messenger RNA of Poecile atricapillus (Black-capped chickadee), 6948 nucleotides long. It is a transcript of the gene CHGB, whose product is annotated as chromogranin B. Gene Ontology annotation, cellular component: secretory granule. Gene Ontology annotation, biological process: regulation of double-strand break repair via nonhomologous end joining. The record is from RefSeq and is a predicted model, not a curated record. The transcript is spliced from 8 exons. The coding region runs from base 4582 to 6654 and encodes 690 amino acids. Lineage: Eukaryota; Metazoa; Chordata; Aves; Passeriformes; Paridae.